Messenger RNA from Aspergillus ibericus CBS 121593, 1288 nucleotides. RefSeq lists its product as uncharacterized. The record is from RefSeq and is a predicted model, not a curated record. Bases 124 to 1185 code for a protein of 353 amino acids. Lineage: Eukaryota; Fungi; Ascomycota; Eurotiomycetes; Eurotiales; Aspergillaceae. The transcript is spliced from 3 exons.
GCAUCGUUGGGUGAUACCGCGCAACAAAGAGGGCUGCCGAUCGCCCAGCGUCUAUCGGCUUCGCCUGCGAAGCCCGCCGCCUUGCCCCCCGUCCUUUGUAUCCGUCCUUUAUGUUCAGCCCAGAUGCGCCUUUUUAAUAAGUUUCACGCGGUGUGCGCCUUGGCCGUCUGCAGCAUCCUGUUGUCGGCCUCCUUUCUCGCCUCUCAGCAUUACUACCGCCGGGUAGUCUUGCCAAAUCAGCCGACGUCGGAAUUUCGCGCCACGGCAUCUUUCGACCGCCGCUUAGUCGUCUUCGGUGACUCGUGGAGCGACAACAAUGCCGCCGAGCUUCAGGGAUCCGUAUGGACGGACUGGCUUUGCAUGUCGUUCUCAUGUCACCACGAGAACUUAGCAGAGACAGCCAAGUCUCUGAGCGGAAGCUACAUUGGUUCCGUGGUGGAUAACACAGAGCUCUCGGGCUCCUUACUCAACCUCUACAAGACCCCACUCGCAGAUCUGAAGGCCCAGAUCGCCAAUUGGAUCGCGGCCGAGACGGAAGCCACAAGAGAGAUGGACGGCGAAGCGAUUGGCAUACGUCAAAAUCGCACCAUCGUGAUCGUCUCCUUUGGUGUAUGGGACCUGUGGAACGUAAUCGGGAAGACGUACGAAGACGCAUCCAAAGCGGUUGACCGCAACGUUGGAGUCAUCAUGGAUCAGCUCAAUCUGCUGGCCGAGACCUGGGGCAGCAACGAGCUCCGAAUCAUUCUGACGUUGGCCCCAGAUGUAACCUUCCUACCAGCCUAUAGGGCUCAGGGGGAACCGCAGAUUACCAAACACAAAGACGCCAUCAGGGUCAUGGAGCACUGGAAUGGCGAGCUCCGCAAUUCAGCCGAAGACUGGACGAACGGAACGAUUUAUUUGUUCGACACCAAUUCUUUCUUGGCCGACCAGAUCCGCGACUGGCAACUCUUUGCCGCAGGGAUCGAGGAAUCGAAUGGACUGGGCAAGAAUGAGGAUCCCGGGUGGGAGAAUGUCGAGGACGCAUGCGUCCAAAGCAGCCAGCAAUGGGUGAUGACGUCAGACACGUCAGAAUGCGACAGUCCGGAGAAAUUUUUGUUCUGGAACGAUAUGCACCUUGGCCCCUCGGCGCAUAGGCUCCUGGGCGCGGAAGUGUUCCAUGGUAUCGAAGAGAUGUGGCUCGGGUAAAACUUUUCCUAGCGAUCAAAAUAACAGAGCAAAAAAAAUUUUUCAAAGCGCCGCCGAUAGGGUUCUCGCCUUACCACUUAAUCGUAAUUUCGCCGUGGAUGAA